Symbiodinium pilosum is the source of this 564-nucleotide messenger RNA. The record is from the annotation of a GenBank genome assembly. Lineage: Eukaryota; Dinophyceae; Suessiales; Symbiodiniaceae.
GACCGAAAUGCGGCGAGCAACUUCGUGCCUGCUGUUGGAAACUUCAGUGUGCAGUACAACUUUACUUCUGCGUCCAUCGCUGUGCAAAUCCUCAGUGAUCCAGGAUACCUCGGCUACGCUCUACGAGAGGAGCCAAAGUGGGCCCAGGACGUAACUUUAGCAAGUGUUUUCUUCGGGGCCAUGAUCGGGAUGCUGGUCAUGGGAAGGCUUGGUGACAUGAUUGGUCGAAGCUGCGCAAUGAAGGUGACCCUUUCCUUCACUGUACUUGGCUCGUUGGUGCCAGCCUGUGCCUUCGGUGGCAGUGAUGCCACGUACGCAGUGGUGUCUAUGGGGCGAUUGAUCCUAGGGCUAGGUGUAGGUGGAAUUUAUCCUCUUUCUGCUGUCGAGGGAUGCGAGGAGCAAUCUGCUCGCGGGAAGCAUGUAGGGCAGGCUUUCUUCUUCCAGACCCUGGGCCAGCUUGCACCGUAUUUGGUCGCCAUGCUUCUGCUGGGGGUGAUCCAGCCUGCCACCCCGGCCGAGUGGGUGCCGCAGCUUCAGUUUCGGCUGCUCUUUGCGCUGGGUGCG